Molecule: messenger RNA, 3527 nt
Organism: Saccoglossus kowalevskii
Lineage: Eukaryota; Metazoa; Hemichordata; Enteropneusta; Harrimaniidae
Product: titin
Biological process (GO): intracellular signal transduction; sarcomere organization; protein phosphorylation
Cellular component (GO): M band
Molecular function (GO): protein kinase activity; protein binding; ATP binding
Source: RefSeq, a predicted model, not a curated record
GCAAGAUAAGACAUGUGGUCUUGGUUACAUCUAUCCUCUGUCAUUCCAAGUACAUGCUCCUCCAGUCCAAUCACCAUGUAACGUAGUAUGGUACAAAGAUGGCGCUAUGAUCCGUGAUGAUCAUCCGCAUUACAAGUUCCUAGCAGAUCGUAAACUUGGUGUAUUUGUACUAGAAAUACAAGAGACAACUCUGGAAGACACAGGAGAAUAUUUGGCUAAUGUCACUAAUAUUCAUGGCACAACUUAUACCAAGUGUAUUCUUACUGUUGAUCCUGACUACGUUGAUAGAGAAGCAUCUACAGAAAACCAAGAUUUGUUGAAUUAUUAAAAGACACCACUAUUGUAGAUGGCAGUGCUGCCAAGUUUGACUGUAAAGUUAUUGGUAUGCCAGAACCUAUAAUCACAUGGUUCAAAGAUCAUAAAGAGAUAGAAAGUGGUCAACAUUAUGAGAUGAUAUUCGAAGACGAUGAUACUUGUUCUCUGAUUAUCCAAGAAGCAUUCUUAGUAGAUGCUGGUAUCUACACAUGUCAAGCUUCUAACAUAUGUGGUAGAAUAUCUUGUGAUGCUAAACUUAUUGUGGAAGGUCUUGGUGCUGAAAGUGACACCACCUUGUCCAGGGAAUCAAGUGUUGAAGACCUACGCAGUCUUUCAGCUCCUAUCUACCCUAGAGCAAAAUUGACUCAGGCACCAAAAUUCAGUUUACCACUUCGCAAGAAAGUUGCUGGUGAGGGGGAUACGGUGCGACUGGCAUGUACUGCACAAGGAACUCCUGAACCAAUCUUCAUGUGGUUUAAGAAUGGUAUUGAGAUCACACAUGACGAACAUUAUAAGAUCAAAUGCCAGUAUGGGCUGUGUUCACUGGUGAUUGAUGAUGUCACACUGUCUGACAGUGGAAAAUAUGUCUGCAAAGCAAGAAAUAUUGAUGGAGAAACACAGACAACGUGUGAUGUUUUCAUUGAAGAAUCCACUGAGGAAGAUGAAACUUAUAGCUAUGUGAGGCCAUCAUUCCAAAUCCCGCUAAAAACCCAGCGUGUUCCCGAAGGACAGAACGCUUACUUUGAUGUCGCUGUUAAUGGAACACCAGCUCCAACUACUUCCUGGUUCAAAGGAGAUGAUGCCAUACAAGUAACACAAACUGAGCGUAUCUCACUUGAAAAGAAAGAUGGAGGUAGACAAACUCUUGUUAUUCGCAGUGUAAAUCAGAGCGAUGCUGGAUUUUAUAAAAUCUUUGCCAAGAGUGCCUCUGGAAAGGCUUCGUCAACUGCCGAACUCAUCGUUACUGAAGCUGAAGCUGAUAUUGAUUCUGAAGGGGAUGAUGAUGUUACUCAUGGAAGACAAAAGAGACGCAGUAAACAGACAAGUCUUGAUGAACGGUCACCUAGCCGAUCAAAGUAUUCAACUGAAUCGGAAUCUACUGUCAGUUAUAAAAGUAAACAACGAACAUCUACACCAACGACACGAAAAGUAACAGAAGAAUUUUAUAGUGAACAGAGCUAUAGCUAUGAGACAGCAGUCAAACAGGAAGUUGAUGAAGAGAUUGAUAUUGACCUGGAAGACCCUGAAGUUGCCAAAGCUGCCACAAAAAUCCAAGCUUCAUUCCGCGGACACAAAGCCAGGAAGGACACUAAAGAUGAAGUUGUCAAGAAGGCAGAAGUAGUCAAAACAGAAUCGGCUAAGCCAGCAGAAGACGAAGAGAUUGACAUUGACCUAGAAGACCCUGAAGUUGCCAAAGCUGCCACAAAAAUCCAAGCUUCAUUUCGUGGACACAAAGCCAGGAAAGACACUAAAGAUGAAGUUGCCGAGAAGGCAGAAAAAGCCAAAACAGAAUCAGCUAAGCCAGCAGAAGAGGAAGAAAUUGACAUUGACCUGGAAGACCCUGAAGUUGCCAAAGCUGCCACAAAAAUCCAAGCUUCAUUCCGCGGACACAAAGCCAGGAAAGACACUAAAGAUGAAGUUGUCAAGAAGGCAGAAGAAGCCAAAACAGAAUCAGCUAAGCCAGCAGAAGCAAGGAAAGAUGCCAAAAGUGAAGAAGAAACAAAAGCAGAAAAGAUUAAAGCUUCAAUUGAACUUGACGACCGAGAAGGAGAUGGGGAACCUGUGUUUGUGAAAGGUCUGAAAGAUACACAAGUCAAUGAUGGGGAUCAGCUUGUUUUGGAAGUUGAACUCAAAGGUGCACAACCGAUGGAUGUUGGUUGGUUACAUGGCACUGAGGACGUGGAAGAUUGUGAAGAUUUCCGUUAUGUUAAUAAGGGCAAUGUGUAUCAGUUAGUCUUUGCUGAAAUAUUCCCUGAUGAUGCUGGGACGUAUACGUGUGAGGCCCUCAAUGAUCUCGGAGAGGCUGAAACAUCUGCCACUAUUACUGUCGUUGAACCAAAGGAUGACAAGAUCACUGUUAAAAGUAGUAUUUCUGCAGAUGAAGAAGACUAUUUCUCACCAGAAUUUCUUGAAACCCCUAAAUCACUGACUGUAGAAGAAGGUCAAGCUGCCGUUUUCACAGCUGAAGUUGAUGGUGAACCAGUUCCAACAGUUCAAUGGAGCAAAGAUGGACAAGCAGUUUCUGAUGGUGGACGAAUAAAACUUAAAAGUACACAGUUUCUGCAUACUUUAGAAAUUCCAAUGGCUUUGUCACCAGAUUCAGGCAUUUAUACAUGCACUGUACUCAAUAGCAAAGGAAAGUGUCAAAGUGAAUUUGAAUUGAAAGUUACACAAGAGGACAUUGAUGCUGACAAGGUUACACAAGUCUUGAAAGCCAGUGAGGCGAGUGGACAAGAGAUACCAACGGGUGGUACAACGAAGGAGGAGACAAGUGGUCUUGACGUAUCAGAGGAGAAGCACCCAGUAGGAGCUAUCUCAACUGCUCUCAGUAAACUUGAUCCUGAUGCAGUGACUGCUAGCGUUGAUGGUCUUGAACAGCUUGAUUUUCGUGGUUUAUUGAAACAAUCAGAAGAAGGUACCAGCUGAGAAGUGAAGUUGUUGCCCCAACCAUUACAAAGCAGCUUACAAACCAGGUUGUGAAAGAAGGUAACAGUGCAGUUUUCAGCUGUAAUUUGACAGGUGAUCCUCAACCUGAAGUGACAUGGUACAAAGACGACAAACUAAUCAAGCAGUCAAGAUAUUUUGAUAUGGUAGUAGAGGAGAGUGUUUGCAAACUAACAAUUGCAGAGGCAUUUCCUGAGGAUGCCGGUCAAUACCGGUGUAAUGUGACCAAUGUUGGUGGUGAUGCUAAUACACUGGCCUAUUUACAAGUCACUGGUGCUGAACCUGAUAUCUCUGAUAGUUAUGUAAAACCAGUUGUAACUCAGAAAUUAAAAGACAUAGAUGUAAUUGAAGGGAGCAAUGCUAGGUUUGAUUGCAGAAUCACUGGUGAACCAGAUCCAGAAAUUAAAUGGUAUAAAGAUGGUAAACAACUGAGUGACAGUGUACAUUAUGAAUUACUAUUUGAAGAUAAUGACAUGUGUACUCUGAUUGUACAAAAAGCACUUCCCUCAGAUUCUGGAAUCUAUUCUAUAACUGCAGAGAAUCCCGCU